Acanthocheilonema viteae is the source of this 1350-nucleotide messenger RNA. Lineage: Eukaryota; Metazoa; Nematoda; Chromadorea; Rhabditida; Onchocercidae. The record is from the annotation of a GenBank genome assembly.
CAACCUCUUAGCUGUUCACCGCAGCAUAAAGUUGGAAAGGAUGAGGAAUAUGUAUUUGUCUGUGAUAUUGGUAAUCCAUUAGCAGGUAACAGUGAAGCAAAAUUUGGAUUUCGUUUAACCGGCACUAAAGUUGAUGCUACAAAUGAAGCUGUGGAAAUUAAAAUGUCUGUUAAUAGUACUAAUGAUGAAGCUUUUGGUCGUGAUGUUGAUAACGAAUUGACUGUACGAGUUCCAGUCGAGAUUAAAGCUCAACUUUCAUUAGUUGGUCGAUCAACACCGGAGCAAUUAGAUUACUCGAUUCGAAAUCGAACUUCAAGUGAUCCUAUUUUUGAUUCCGAAAUUGGUCCUGUUAUCAGUCAUUUAUAUCAGGUUAUAAAUCGUGGUCCAAGCGCGAUUAGUGGUGCAUCGUUAGACAUCAUUUGGCCAAGUUUUGCUGAAAAUGGAAAACAUUUACUGUAUUUGAUUGAUGAGCCACAGGUUAAUGAUGCGGAUAAAGUGAAAUGCCGUGUGAAACAAGCACAAAAUAUCAAUCCGGAAAGUUUAAUGAUCUCAAAUGAACACAUUCCAACACCAUCUGCUAUCAUCUACGAUGAUCAAAUACCUGUACAGCAGCAUUAUGAACGUGAAGAGCAUAUCCGAGAGAUGUACGAUGAUUACAAAUUGCGACGACGACGUCGAAUGCAUAUUCAUGCUAAGCAUAUGAUUCGUAGUCAAAAAAUUAAACGAUCUCAACAACAAAUGAUCACUGAUCAACGUCGAAUUCGAUUUAUUCAAGCAAAAGAUAAUAUGAAACAAGCUGUGAAAAUGGCUAAAGCAGCUGGAAAAGCUAUCGAAUACAGAGGACCUCUUAAUAGGGCAAAUAUUGGUUGCAACAGAGAUAAUUGUACACAUAUUGAAUGUGAUAUUCAACGGCUUAAUGAGGAUGAAUUUGUUUUGGUGGAAAUUUAUGCUCGUUUAGCUCUAAAUACUCUAAUCGAUAAUAAUAUUUAUGAAGCAGAUAUUUCCUCUAUUGGUAUAGCUAAAAUAUCAGCAUUACCAAGUGUACCACGCUAUAAUCCACCAGCACAACUUGUCGCGGUAACAACAGAUGUAAAUCCAACGGAUCCCGAACAAGCACAAUAUGGUGUACCAUGGUGGCUAUACCUAAUUGCUAUCCUUAUUGGAUUGGUUAUAUUAGCACUUCUUAUUUUAUGUCUUUGGAGGUGUGGUUUCUUUAAACGUCAUAGGCCACCAACCGAACAAGCUACUUACAAUACAAAUGCUAAAAAUAUGGAUAUGUAUGCGGAUAGUCAAGUUCGAUUUGCACAUCCACACAUGUACUCUGAGGACCGACAUGGUAUUCGAGUAUGA